CCAUGGCAUGAUGGCUCAGACUCGCGAUUUUUUGGAAGACUCCCCAUGUUGCUGCUUCCUGUACUGAAACACCGAAUUCCGUCUCCGCAGUCUGCAUCAAGCUUCACACCCCGGCUCCAUACAGGGGAAGGUCUACAAGUGUACCCCUUUAACCUUCGAACGCUAACAAUCCUCGGUCAGUGACCAGACAGUCCUGUCAACCACAGCCGUUGUCCUUGUGGCGAGGGCCGCUCUGAUUUGAGGAACGCAGCACACGAUUUCCGUAGGGGAGGUGGUGCUAGCUGGACAAGAAGCGAAAGGAACAGUAAUGUGUACAAAUCUAGUGUACUAUUAUAGCUAGUUGGUUUUUUUAAAUAUACCUUACUCGUUAGAUAUCUAAAAUAGUCAAAUGCACCUGACCUGAUGGUGACGUGCAUGUGUGAUUGUCCUUACAAACAUCUGUCUGUCAUGCUCGCAAAGUAACUAGCUGGCUAAGCCACUAACAGCCAGCAACAUUUACCCCUGUUGCUGUUUUAGAACAACUUUGAAUUAUCAGUUCCUUGUACUGAUUUGCUUCGGAAAGUCGUCCAGGGCACUGUAAAAUAUUUCGAUAUGGCUCCGAAGAGAAGACCCGUUCCCCUAAAUAUCACGCCCAUUGGAGAGGGGCAGUCCAUCUCCACAACCAUCGAUGCUGCGUCUGAAGCUAAUCUGGAGGCCUUACAAAAGAAGCUAGGAGAGCUAGAUUUGGAUGAACAGCAGAGGAAACGUCUGGAGGCUUUCCUCACCCAGAAAGCCCAAGUGGGCGAGCUGAAAGAUGAUGAUUUCCACCCCAUAUGUGAGCUGGGCGCUGGCAACGGUGGAGUGGUCAACAAGGUCCGCCACAAACCCUCCAGACUGGUCAUGGCCCGAAAGCUCAUCCACCUGGAGAUUAAGCCUGCCAUCAGGAACCAGAUCAUCAGAGAGCUGCAGGUGCUGCAUGAGUGCAACUCUCCCUACAUCGUGGGCUUCUACGGGGCCUUCUACAGCGACGGAGAGAUCAGUAUCUGCAUGGAGCACAUGGAUGGAGGCUCUCUGGAUCAGGUGCUGAAGGAAGCCAGGAGAAUCCCUGAGGAGAUCUUGGGCAAAGUCAGCAUAGCAGUACUCCGAGGACUUGCCUAUCUGCGGGAGAAGCACCAGAUCAUGCACAGAGACGUCAAGCCCUCCAACAUCCUGGUGAACUCGCGCGGGGAGAUCAAGCUGUGUGACUUCGGCGUGAGUGGCCAACUCAUCGACUCCAUGGCCAACUCCUUCGUGGGAACGCGCUCCUACAUGUCGCCGGAGAGACUGCAGGGCACACACUACUCUGUGCAGUCGGACGUGUGGAGCAUGGGCCUGUCCCUGGUGGAGCUGGCCAUCGGCCGUUACCCCAUCCCCCCGCCUGAUGCCAAGGAGCUGGAGGCCAUCUUUGGCUGUCCCGUACAGGACGGAGCCGAGGGGGAACCACACACCAUCUCCAACCGCCUCCCCAGACCACCAGGAGGGCGACCAGUCAGCGGACAUGGGAUGGACAGUCGACCAGCCAUGGCGAUAUUUGAGCUGCUGGACUACAUUGUCAAUGAGCCUCCUCCCAGGCUGCCACUUGGUGUCUUCACCAACGAUUUCAACGAGUUUGUGACUAAAUGUCUGAUCAAGAAUCCAGCAGAGCGAGCUGACCUGAAGAUGCUGAUGAACCACACGUUUAUCAAGCGUGCUGAGGUGGAGGAGGUGGACUUUGCUGGCUGGAUGUGUAAAACCAUGGGCCUCCACCAACCCAGCACCCCCACCCGUGGCACUGAAUGAGGAACCCAACGCCAGCUGCUUCCCACAUGAGGAUCCCCAGUGCCUCACUGUGUCUCUCGCGCGCACACACACACACACACUUUGGUACCCCUUUCGUCUUGCGCUUAAGAGGUUUCAGCUCUUAAGUAUACUUAUCAUCAACAGGGCCCAUUUACUCAUUGUAUGACCACAGGUUUCCCAUACCAGUGUCGUGGUAGUCACACACAUGCUAUUUUCUCCUAUCAUAUUAAAGAUGAGGUACAAAGCAUGGAAGGACUGCCAGUUUAUCAUUUCAUGAAUUGCCAUUGAUAUCAUCUUACCACUUGUAUUGGUAAAUUAUGUUCAUGGUUUGUGCAACAGCAUAUUGGUGUAGGCUGUAGAGGAGCUAUCUUUGACAAUGAGUGUCCAUGACAGAAAUCAAGUUAAGCGCUUUGAAGGUACAGGAGGACUGCAAACCAAAAAAGGUUCUCAUCAUGACUAGUAAUGUUUUGGAUAUCAUGCCUGAUCAAAGUACUUAGUUUUGUACAUUCAUGACCAGUACAUUUUUUGAGAGGAUACUUUCAAUGUUGACAUUUUUAUUUGAUUUUAAUGGUCAUUAAACACUGUAAAAUGAACAUCAAAUGUGCUCAUUUUACAAAAUGGGAUGAUUUACUAUCUUAUAUUUUCCAGACACCCGAGGUCAUUAUUUUGUUUUUACUUGUAUUUGUAUCAACUGCCUGAAACUCAUUUGUCAAGUUAGAAUCUCUCAAACCGUGACUACAGAUUCUCUGAAAGUUUCCGAUUUUUGCCAGUCUACUCAAUUUAUUCCCCAGAGUGUUUUUCGGUUCUGCUCCACUGUUUUGCUUUGCGUGAGUAAGUGUAACCUACACUCCAAGCGUUCUCUUUGUGAAGCCCCAGCGUGGUGACUGGCUUUGUGCAGGCGGGUGGGUGGUGGUUGUAACAUGUAUUAGCCUGUCGUCUAUAAGAGCCCAUGUACUGUAUGUAUUCUCUGCUUCUGGCUGAUUUUUAUCAUUCUCAACAGACUUGCAUUUGUUGGUAACAAAGUGGAUGCAUUGUCGCCUGUAUGUGUAUAAAGCUAUAAAAACAGUACGCAAGUACUAUUUAGCAGUCUUAAGAAACAAGAUGUUUUUGACUCGUAUAGGGGGAAGUGGAAGAGAUGUCAUUUUAUUUUAAAAUGUGUUGGAUACGGUUGUAAUGUAAAAAUAAAACUUUGAAUGUA
This is a messenger RNA of Oncorhynchus masou masou (cherry salmon), 2995 nucleotides long. RefSeq names its product dual specificity mitogen-activated protein kinase kinase 2. Bases 592 to 1797 code for a protein of 401 amino acids. Gene Ontology annotation, biological process: protein phosphorylation. The record is from RefSeq and is a predicted model, not a curated record. Gene Ontology annotation, molecular function: ATP binding; protein kinase activity. Lineage: Eukaryota; Metazoa; Chordata; Actinopteri; Salmoniformes; Salmonidae. The transcript is spliced from 11 exons.